AAAGUGUUAUUUUUACAUCUCUCCACCUCUAGAGAGAUAUAGAAAUAAAGAGAGAAAAAAUAAUUUUACGUUGACACUUAUUUCACCUUUACCUUUACCUUUAGAGGGAGAUAUGAAGAGAAGUGACAUAAGUAGAGAUAUAAUAGGUGGUGUGGUAGAGAUAUAAUAGGUGGUGUGAUAGGAAAAGAAGAGGGAUAGAAAGAAAAAAUAGGUGGAAGUGAGAUGGAAGAAAUAGAGGUGUGAAUAUAUCAAAGUUUGAGAAAAAAAUAAGUGAUAUGAUGUGAUGUGAUAGAAAAUAUAUGAGAGAUAUAAAAUGAAAAAUAAGUGAAAAUAAUAUGUAAGAGAAAAAAAAUGUGAAUAAAAGUUCAUUAUUCGGGCCUCGAAGUUUUUAAGGAUGAUAUAAAAUCAUUUUACUUAUUAAAUGAAAGUUCAUUAUUUCAAGCACCAAUUUUUUUUAGAAGAAGUUCCAAUACAGAUGAGCUUUGUCUUGUUCAAUAAAUGUAACGGCCAUUCCACAAGAUUUGACAAAUCUGCAGAUCCAGAGGCCUCUAUAUAUUAUUGUAACCCUCUCAAAUCUCAAUUUCCCUGUGGAAGCCUCAGCAUCAAUAUUCAAUAGCCAUGGACUACUUGAAAUUCAUCCCACUAAUUUCCUUUGUAUAUGCAUGCAUCCACAUCCUGUUCUCUAGCCUUAGCAGCAAAAACACAAAAUGUCCCAAACUCCCACCAGGGCCUCCCUGUUAUCCUAUAAUUGGAAACAUAUUGCAACUUGGCACAUUCAAGCUGCACCAAGCACUCACCAAACUCUCCAAAAAAUAUGGACCUAUUAUGACUGUUAGAAUAGGCACCAUCACCACUGUGGUAAUUUCCUCCCCAACCAUAGCCAAAGCAGCACUUCACAAACAUGACCAAGACUUAGCUAACAGAUUAAUACCAGAUUCUGUCCAAGCACUUUCCCAUGACAAAGCCUCUCUAAUCUUCAUGCCUGUAUCAGCAAAGUGGAAAAUCUAUAGAAAAAUCUGUGCCACCACAAUCUUCUCUUCUCAGAAGCUUGAUUCUACUCAAUCCCUUCGCCGCGAAAAGCUAAGAGAACUGCUUGCUUACUUGCAAGAAUGUUGCAAGAAGGGUGAAGCUAUUGAUAUUGGUGAGACUGCAUUCACCACAGUGCUUAACUCAAUAUCAAACACCCUUUUUUCCACUGACAUGGCUAGCUACACCUCUGGUUCUUCCCAAAAAUUUAGGAAUGUAAUUUCCUUGAUGCUUGCGGAAGCUACAAAGCCGAACAUUGCAGAUUAUUAUACAGUCUUGCGUUGCUUUGAUCCGCAGGGUGCGCGCCGGAGGAUGGAAAACUAUUACCAGACCUUGUUUACACUUUUUGAGUCCAUCAUUGAAGAAAGAAUUCAACAGAAAGAUUCUACUGAAGGGGACGUGUUGGACUCAUUUCUCAAUAUCACCAGAGAGGAAAACUCUGAAAUAACACGCCAUGAUGUGUUGCAUCUAUUUCUGGACUUAUUUGUUGCCGGGAUAGACACAACAUCAGCCACAAUAGAAUGGACUAUGGCAGAGUUGCUACACAACCCAGACAAAUUGAUGAAAACUAGGAAGGAACUUCAACAAGUCCUUGGGAAAAAUGGAGAACCUAAAGAUUCAGAUAUCACUAAGCUCCCUUACCUACAGGCAGUUGUGAAAGAAACCCUUAGAUUGCACCCAUCAGCCCCUAUACUAGUCCACAAAUCAGUGGCUGAGGUAGACAUGUGUGGCUUCAGGGUACCCAAUGAUGCACAAGUUCUGAUUAAUGUGUGGAGCAUGGGACAUGACUCAAGAAUUUGGACUGACCCAAAUUUGUUUCUACCUGAAAGGUUUUUAGAAAAUGAAGAGGAUUUCAGAGGAGAAGAUUUGGGAUUCAUCCCUUUUGGAGCUGGUAGAAGAAUGUGUCCUGGUAUUCCACUUGCCUACAGAGUUGUUCAUACCAUGCUCGCAACACUCCUGUACCAUUUUGAUUGGAAGUUAGCAGAUGGGCAAAAACCAGAAGCCAUGGACAUGGAAGAAAAAUUUGGCAUUACAUUACACAAGGUCAAGCCUCUCAUGGCUAUUCCAGUCAAAGAAUAGCAAAUAUGUAUAUUGAUAUGUGUGGUUAAAAAGAUGGAGUUUUAUUAAGUAGAAGCACCAGAAUUAUCAGGUCUUAAUGAUAUUGGGAUCUAGGACUAAAUGUAUGUAAGAAAUAAACCAGAAAAAUAUGGAAGAGUUACUUUAAUUACUUUC
Messenger RNA from Lotus japonicus, 2259 nucleotides. Its product is annotated as cytochrome P450 76T24-like. Gene Ontology annotation, molecular function: heme binding; oxidoreductase activity, acting on paired donors, with incorporation or reduction of molecular oxygen; monooxygenase activity. The record is from RefSeq and is a predicted model, not a curated record. The transcript is spliced from 2 exons. Lineage: Eukaryota; Viridiplantae; Streptophyta; Magnoliopsida; Fabales; Fabaceae. The coding region runs from base 619 to 2106 and encodes 495 amino acids.